Messenger RNA from Candidula unifasciata, 1134 nucleotides. NCBI's taxonomy places the organism in Eukaryota, Metazoa, Mollusca, Gastropoda, Stylommatophora, Geomitridae. The record is from the annotation of a GenBank genome assembly.
GAUAGUGGGCCCUGCUAUUUCGAUCAGGACAACCUUGAAGGGUGUGCAGCCUUCCAGGAUGCCAAGAGGAAGCUGCGACUGGUUCUGAGUAUGGCAGACGUUACUUUUGGACUGAGUCAGAUUCACUCUAGCAGUCCUCGAGAAGGAGCAUCAUCCCGUGAGAAUGAGCUGAUCAACAUCUUGAACACACAGCUUGCUGAAGCCAUCAACUUACAGAAUAAAGACAUGAUUGCUCAGCUGUACGAAGCCAUUCGCUGCAUGAAGAUGUUUGAUACGGAUGGGUGUAGGAAGCUGAUCCAGUCCAUGAAAGAAGACUACAGUCGGAGAAGUCCCUACAUUUCCUACCUGGUCAGGUGUAGGCAGGGGCUUCUGUCCACUAGAAACCAGCUGCAGCGGUUGUUGAACAGGGUCACCAGAGACAAGGAGAUCUGCAACAAGCAUCUGACCAACCUGUGUGCCAGGAACUUUCUAGAGAAAAGAGAGAAGAUCAUGUGGAAUUUUAUCAGCGAGUUUCAGAAGCUAUCUGUGUCCGAUGAAAAGACUGACUUGAUGGAAAGAUUUCUCCAAAACCUGUACCAAGAAAUGAGUACUGAUGCACUUUGGAAAGCUGCCAACAGUACACAGAUCGAAGAUGGGCAACAAGCUAUUGAACGCUUCCUGAUGAGCCGUAUAUACACACAUGCCAUGUUUCCCAAUGGAGACGGAGACAUUAUGAGGGAUCAACUUCUUCAGGAGCAUCUUCGUAAGUUGUCCAAAAUUAUCUCCCCGUCGCACAAAGAUUUACGGAUACCUUCCAUGUACCACUUGGAAUGUCCCUGGCCGGCAGCCCAGAAGGAAAUUUUCAUGAUCAAUGCAUACCGGACACCAAAGGACAAGAUCCGCUGUGUCCUUCGUUGUUCACAGACCAUCAUGAACCUUCUCAGUAUGGCCAACGAGAAGUCAGUGCCUGCCGCCGAUGACUUCAUGCCUGUACUCAUCUAUGUUCUCAUCAAAGCCAACCCCUUUGGGUUGCUGUCAACCAUUCAGUAUGUGAACAGUUUCUAUGAAAAGCGACUUCACGGAGAGGAGCAGUACUGGUGGCUGCAACUGACCUCUGCUGUUGAGUUUAUUAAGACCAUGGAGUACUCCUCGUAG